Molecule: messenger RNA, 1551 nt
Organism: Lodderomyces oxycetoniae
Lineage: Eukaryota; Fungi; Ascomycota; Pichiomycetes; Serinales; Debaryomycetaceae
Gene: VAN1
Product: Van1p
Exons: 2
Coding region: 1-1551 (516 amino acids)
Biological process (GO): cell wall mannoprotein biosynthetic process; protein N-linked glycosylation
Cellular component (GO): mannan polymerase complex
Molecular function (GO): alpha-1,6-mannosyltransferase activity
Source: RefSeq, a predicted model, not a curated record
AUGUCAUUUCGCACUUUGACGCCUGAACUAUACGGCUCUCAAAAGAAGUCUGAUCUUCCUAUAUUCAACAAGUUAUCGCCAAAGAAACAUUCUAAUCGAAUAUUGUUCAAAAGGGUGUUUUAUGCGUUGGUUGUGGUGUUAGUAGUUUAUACCUUGUAUGUCAAAAUUAUUCUUUCACCGAGUCCGAAUCUGCCGAACUUUCUACAACAAAAGAAGAAGCAGGAUGUUGUGAAUGAAGAUAUGCAACAUGAUUUGGAAUUUCAGCGACAGCAACAGGAAAAGGAUUUGAAUGAUCAGGAUCAUGAAGUUUACCAGGUGACAAAAGAUGGUGUGGAGAAGCAACAACUGGAAGGCGGUGCAGUUGACAACGGCAGCGGUAGAACCAGCGGCAGCACCAGCGGUAGCAUCAGCGGCACUUUUGACGACGACGACCCGAAUCAAAGCGUUGUGGAGUAUUUUGACUUGAACGAUUACCAAGGUUCCCCAAAUGGUAAUCAACAAGGUGAUGUUGUUUUAUUUUUGAUGCCCUUGAGAAAUGCUGAGCAUGUUUUACCAAUGGCUUUUUACAACUUGAUGAAUUUGACAUAUGAUCACCUGUUGAUAGAUAUAGCAUUUUUAGUCUCUGAUUGUUCACCGGAUGAUACCACAUUGGAAACUGUUUUCAGAUACUCUGUUGCUCUUCAAAAUGGCACUUUAAUUGAUUUAUUGAAACUGGAAGAGGAACUGAAACGUGGUGCUAAGGUUAAGGGGUCUAAUGAUUUGUAUCAAUCUUAUAUGGAACCAUUAUAUAUGGAAAGUGUGAAAAAGGCAUAUAGUAAUCCAGAGCAUCAUAAGGGGUACCGAACUCCAUUUAGGUCCGUCACGAUUUUCAAAAAGGAUUUUGGUCAGAAUAUAGGGCAAGGAUUUAGUGAUCGUCAUGCAGUUAAGGUUCAAGGGAUAAGAAGAAAAUUGAUGGGACGAGCUAGAAAUUGGCUUACAUCCAGUGCCUUGAAAGCCGAUCAUUCAUGGGUGUACUGGAGAGAUGUCGAUAUUGAAACGUGUCCCGGGAAUGUUAUUGAAGAAUUGAUGCUGCACGAUUAUGAUGUAAUGGUGCCCAAUGUAUGGCGCCCAUUGCCUACAUUUUUAGGUAAUGAGCAGCCAUACGAUUUGAAUUCAUGGAUCGAGUCCGAUGCAGCAUUGGAUUUGGCCAAGACAUUAGAUGAAGAUGAUGUUAUAGUUGAAGGGUAUGCAGAAUAUCCCACCUGGCGUGCCCAUUUGGCAUACAUCAGAGAUCCAAAUGGGGAUCCGCGAGAAAUUGUUGACCUAGAUGGUGUUGGAGGGGUUUCGAUAUUGGCCAGAGCCAAAAUAUUUAAACAAGGAGUUCAUUUCCCAGCAUUUACAUUUUUGAAUCAUGCUGAAACUGAGGCAUUCGGUAAAAUGGCAAAAACUAUGGGGUUCAAGGUUGGUGGAUUACCUCAUUACACAAUAUGGCAUAUUUACGAACCCAGUGAGGAUGAUUUACAAAAGAUUUCCAAAUUAGAAAGAAGUCGAAGAAGAAAGCAAAAGAAUUAA